Caenorhabditis remanei is the source of this 1014-nucleotide messenger RNA. RefSeq lists its product as uncharacterized. The transcript is spliced from 4 exons. Gene Ontology annotation, cellular component: membrane. The record is from RefSeq and is a predicted model, not a curated record. Bases 1 to 1014 code for a protein of 337 amino acids. Gene Ontology annotation, molecular function: transmembrane signaling receptor activity. Gene Ontology annotation, biological process: sensory perception of chemical stimulus. Lineage: Eukaryota; Metazoa; Nematoda; Chromadorea; Rhabditida; Rhabditidae.
AUGUCAACUCCAGAUGCUGUCGAUUUGAUUCUUCGCCAAAAUAUUGGAUGUGAUUCUGGAGAAUCCGAUGCAUUACAAUAUCUGAAAUUCGGACUGCAAUUGGCAUAUGUGCUACCAUUCGGAUUACUGUAUCUUUCGUUUAUGAUCACAAUUGUGAAGAGAAAAAAGGAUCGAGAGCUGUUUGAAGACUCAUUUUUCACAUUACACUUGGCAGACGGGAUUAUCACACUCUACUUCUUAAUAUCAGACACCAGUUUCUUCCGUUUGACCUCUUAUUUCCGUCCAGUCUGUGAAUAUCUUGUACCAUUACUCAAGGAUCCUGCAUACACUCUGACUCCAUUUUAUACUGCUUACAUGUAUGCUCAACUGGCCAAAAUGUUGUCCACAUUGGCAAUGAGUGUUAACAGAUAUACUUCAGUCAAUAACCCGGUUAACCAUAAAAUUUUUUGGUUUCAACACUGCAACAAAGUGAUUCUCGGAAUAUUCGUAAUUCCACUAUUCCUAGUGUGGCCAGUUGCAAUCGGAACCACAAGUUUUUUACCAUUCAAAGGAAAUGGAAAUAUAAAUUAUGAGCACAAAUUACCGUGGGCUCGAACCACCUACGGUAGACUUGGAGUAGCAGUUCCCACUCUUAUAUUCACUGUCUAUUCGAGUAUUGUAACUACUUCAAAACUUCGAAAACUCGGUGGACACAUGAAGAAAGUUGAAUUCUCAAUGAAUAUGGCCACUGUGUUCACUGCAUGUGGAUUCGUAUUGCUUGUCGGUUUACAAAUAUGUUAUCUCUUUGUCAAUGCUGAAAAUUUAUUGGAUAAAAUGUGGGUGGUCAAGAUUAUCAUGGCUGCCACUCAGAUCAGUAAUGACUUCUAUAUGUUGAGUGGUCCAGUUGUGCUGCUAAUUCUUGACAAAAAGAUGAGAGCCUCAUUAUUUAUCUGCGGAAAAAAUCAAAAGAACUCGAGAAGAACAACGAAAGCAUCGAUUCAGCCAAUUACAAUGGUUCAAUCUCAUGCUAAUUGA